Molecule: messenger RNA, 1357 nt
Organism: Myotis myotis
Lineage: Eukaryota; Metazoa; Chordata; Mammalia; Chiroptera; Vespertilionidae
Gene: SCN4B
Product: sodium voltage-gated channel beta subunit 4
Exons: 5
Coding region: 184-870 (228 amino acids)
Biological process (GO): regulation of ventricular cardiac muscle cell membrane repolarization; cardiac muscle cell action potential involved in contraction; regulation of sodium ion transmembrane transporter activity
Cellular component (GO): voltage-gated sodium channel complex; membrane
Molecular function (GO): transmembrane transporter binding; sodium channel regulator activity
Source: RefSeq, a predicted model, not a curated record
CCUCGCUCUCGGCCGCCUCUCCCGCAGCCGGCUCCUCCUCCGCGCUCUCCCCGCUAACUUUCCCGGUCCUGCGGGCGCACCGCGCUCCCGGCAGGCGGGGCCACUGCAGACCGCGGGCCGCCGGCUCGCUGCGCCCUGGGUCCCAUCCCCGCGCCCCUGGCGCGCUCUGCAGAGACCAGCGCCAUGCCCGGGGCCGGGGGCCGCAGCGCAGCCCCGGUGAGAUGGCUGGGCGCUGGGAUUUUGGGUCUCUUCCUGCUGCCCGCGGCCCUGGCGCUGGAGGUGUCGGUGGGGAAGGCCGCCACCAUCUACGCUGUCAACGGCACGGAGGUCCUGCUGCCCUGCACCUUCUCCAGCUGCUUCGGCUUCCACAACCUGGCCUUCUCCUGGUCCUACAACAGCAGUGACGCCUUCCGGGUGCUCCUAAGCGGGACCGUGAAGAACGAGAAGUCGGACCCCAGGCUGCACCUGAGGAACGACGACCGCAUCACGCUGGAGGGCUCCACCAAGGAGAAGAUGAACAACCUGUCCAUCCUGCUGCGGGACCUGGACUUCGGCGACACCGGCCGCUACACCUGCCACGUGCGGAACCCCAAGGAGAAGGACCUGCAGCACCAGGCCACCAUCUUCCUCCAAGUGGUGGAUAAGCUGGAGGAAGUGGACAACACGCUGACACUCAUCAUCCUGUCGGUGGUGGGCGGCGUCGUUGGGCUCGUGGUCCUCAUCCUGCUGAUCAAGAAGCUAGUCACCUUCAUCCUCAAGAAGACCCAGGAAAAGAAGAAGGAAUGCCUUGUGAGCUCCUCAGGGAAUGACAACACGGAGAACGGGCUGCAGGGCUCCAAGGCCGAAGAGAAGGCACCCAGCAAGGCAUGAGCCUGGGGGCCACAGCCCAGGGCGCCCUGUGAGGGGGACUCGCAGGCCUGUGGGCCGCCUGCCUGACGCUGCUGCUUGGCUCAAACUCUCGUUUUCCUGUGGGAGCGGGUCCUGUCCGGCCUGCCACCCGGAGAAGGGGUGGGGUGCGGUGGGAGGGUCCGGUGGGGGCCAGGCCUCACCCCUGGGCAGGUGGCGCUCCUCUUCCCGGUGGCAGAGGAUGUGGCCCCAGGCUUCUCCUGGAGCCGGCGCCCUGGGAGCACGAACCCUUCUGGGGCACAUUGGCCUCAGGGACCCUGGCAGGGUGUGGGGUGGGGCUGGAGGGGGCAGGGAGAGGCUCUGAUGGGUUCCCCACCCCCUGCCCCCGUCCACCACCCCUGCCAGCCCUUCCCGGGGCACAGGGGGCCCAUCCUGCUUGGGCGCCGCCCCCUCUGCUGUGGGUGCUUCGGUGCCCUCACACCUGCUCCCCUGACUCAGGGUUGUGUGUGGG